Molecule: messenger RNA, 4899 nt
Organism: Sceloporus undulatus (fence lizard)
Lineage: Eukaryota; Metazoa; Chordata; Lepidosauria; Squamata; Phrynosomatidae
Gene: TLL1
Product: tolloid like 1
Biological process (GO): proteolysis
Molecular function (GO): zinc ion binding; calcium ion binding; metalloendopeptidase activity
Source: RefSeq, a predicted model, not a curated record
AGGGAGGAGGGGACCAUGCGGGGCGUGAGGCUGGCGCUGUGGCUGGCGGCAGGGCUGGCCCUCCUCGGGCCCAAGGGCCACCUCUCCUCCUCCUCCGCCGCCGCCGCCGCCUUCGAGUACGACUACGCUUACCACGACUUCCACCAGGAGGAGGAGGAGAAGGGCGAAGGCAUCGACUACAAGGAUCCCUGCAAAGCAGCUGUCUUUUGGGGAGAUAUUGCCUUAGAUGAUGAAGACUUAAAAAUCUUUCAGAUUGACCGGACAAUUGAUCUCACACAGCAUUCAAAUGAGAGAGAGAGACAUAACACGGGUGGCUUUGGAGAGCAUGGAGUAUCAAAAAAAAGUGAUGCCCUCUAUCAGCUUAUAGACAGGAUAAGAAGGUUUGGCUCAGGUUUUGAACAAAGUAAUGUAACUAAGGGAAGAGUAGCUCCAACAUUCUCAGAGAGCAUUGAGAGAAAAAGGAUUCCCAGAGCAGCUACAUCACGCACAGAAAGAAUAUGGCCAGGAGGUGUCAUUCCAUAUGUCAUAGGAGGAAAUUUCACAGGUAGCCAGCGAGCAAUGUUCAAGCAAGCAAUGAGGCAUUGGGAAAAAUAUACCUGUGUUACAUUCAUUGAGCGAAGUGAUGAGGAAAGUUACAUUGUGUUUACAUACCGGCCUUGUGGGUGCUGCUCUUAUGUAGGUCGAAGGGGCAAUGGACCUCAAGCAAUUUCUAUUGGCAAGAACUGUGAUAAGUUUGGAAUUGUUGUUCAUGAGCUGGGACAUGUUAUAGGUUUUUGGCAUGAACACACAAGGCCAGAUCGAGAUGAUCAUGUAACAAUCAUCAGAGAAAACAUCCAGCCAGGUCAGGAAUACAAUUUUUUGAAGAUGGAGCCUGGAGAAGUGAAUUCUCUAGGGGAGUCAUAUGAUUUUGAUAGCAUUAUGCACUAUGCCAGGAACACCUUCUCAAGGGGAAUGUUUCUGGAUACAAUACUUCCUUCCCGUGAUGAUAAUGGAAUCCGGCCAGCCAUUGGUCAGCGCACACGAUUAAGUAAAGGAGAUAUUGCACAAGCAAGAAAACUUUACAGAUGUCCAGCAUGUGGUGAAACACUGCAAGAGUCUACAGGAAACUUUUCCUCUCCAGGAUUUCCAAAUGGCUAUCCUUCAUAUACACAUUGCAUAUGGAGAAUUUCAGUGACUCCAGGAGAGAAGAUUGUUUUAAACUUCACUACGAUGGACCUCUAUAAGAGCAGCCUCUGCUGGUAUGACUACAUUGAAGUAAGAGAUGGCUACUGGAGGAAGUCACCUCUGCUUGGCAGGUUCUGUGGGGAUAAACUCCCAGAUGUCCUCACAUCUAGUGACAGUAGAAUGUGGAUCGAGUUCCGUAGCAGCAGUAACUGGUUGGGGAAAGGUUUUGCAGCUGUUUAUGAAGCAAUUUGUGGAGGUGAAAUACACAAAAAUGAAGGACAGAUCCAAUCUCCUAAUUAUCCUGAUGACUACAGACCAAUGAAGGAAUGUGUGUGGAAAAUAACAGUGUCAGAGAACUACAAUGUUGGAUUAACCUUUCAGGCAUUUGAGAUCGAGAGACAUGACAACUGUGCCUAUGAUUAUUUAGAAGUUCGAGAUGGAACCAGUGAAAACAGCCCUUUGAUUGGCCAUUUUUGUGGCUAUGAUAAACCUGAAGACAUACGAUCUACCUCUAACAACCUGUGGAUGAAAUUUGUUUCCGAUGGAACAGUGAACAAAGCAGGGUUUGCUGCUAACUUUUUUAAGGAGGAAGAUGAAUGUGCCAAACCUGACAAUGGUGGAUGUGAACAGCGGUGUGUUAAUACAUUGGGCAGCUAUCAGUGCGCAUGUGAUCCAGGAUACGAACUUGGGCCUGAUAAGAAGAGUUGUGAAGCUGCUUGUGGAGGACUUUUGACCAAACUGAAUGGGACUAUAACUACACCAGGAUGGCCCAAAGAAUAUCCUCCUAAUAAAAACUGUGUGUGGCAAGUGGUUGCUCCUACCCAAUAUAGAAUAUCAGUGAAGUUUGAAUUUUUUGAAUUGGAAGGAAAUGAAGUGUGCAAGUAUGAUUAUGUUGAAAUCCGUAGUGGCCUUUCUUCUGAUUCCAAACUGCAUGGCAAAUUUUGUGGUACAGAAGUGCCUGAAGUUAUUACAUCACAACUGAACAACAUGAGAAUUGAGUUCAGAUCAGAUAACACAGUUUCAAAAAAAGGUUUCAAGGCUCACUUUUUCUCAGAUAAGGACGAAUGUUCAAAGGACAAUGGUGGCUGCCAGCAGGAAUGCAUCAACACUGUAGGGAGCUAUGUAUGUCAGUGUCGAAAUGGAUUUGUGCUACAUGAAAACAAACAUGACUGCAAGGAAGCUGAGUGUGAACAGAAGAUCCACAGUCCAAAUGGAAUUAUCACAAGUCCUAACUGGCCUGACAAGUAUCCAAGUAGGAAGGAAUGCACAUGGGAAAUAAGUGCCACUCCUGGACACAGAAUCAAAAUAGUUUUUAAUGAAUUUGAAAUUGAACAACAUCAGGAAUGUGCGUAUGACCAUUUGGAGGUGUUUGAUGGAGAAACAGAAAAGUCUCCAAUACUUGGUCGUUUGUGUGGAAAUAAGAUACCAGACCCCCUCGUUGCCACUGGAAAUAAAAUGUUUCUUCGGUUUGUUUCUGAUGCAUCAGUACAAAGAAAAGGCUUCCAAGCUACACAUUCUACAGAAUGUGGUGGCCGCCUUAAAGCUGAAAGUAAGGCAAGAGACCUCUAUUCUCAUGCUCAAUUUGGUGAUAACAACUAUCCUGUUCAAGCAGACUGUGAAUGGCUAAUAGUGUCAGACCGUGGCUAUCGAAUAGAAUUAACUUUUCAGACUUUUGAGGUGGAAGAAGAGGCAGACUGUGGUUAUGACUACCUAGAACUCUUUGAUGGUCAUGAUAAAGCUGCUCUGAGACUUGGUCGGUUUUGUGGAUCAGGGCCACCUGAAGAAAUGUAUUCAGCAGGUGAUUCGAUUUUACUUCAUUUUCACACAGAUGAUACAAUCAACAAAAAAGGAUUCCAUAUACGAUACAAAAGUAUAAAAUAUCAAGAUAAUGUUCACACCAAAAAAUAACACAAGAUCCUUAGACCACAAAACAAGGCUGAGAGAGCAAUUUAUGGAACGAGAGACCAUGCAAAAGAAAGAGGAAUGGGAUUGGGGGAAAACUGUCAUUAUUAAUAUAUAAAUGUUUUUACACCAUGAGUUCAAGUGAAGGAAAGCUGAAACAUCUCACUUAAAUAAAUAUAGUCAUAUUCAAGAAGAACAGACAUUAUGGUGGUGAUGUGUGGUCUCCAUACACAGCUGUCUCUGCAUAGCUGGUGAAACAGUAUUCCAUACUUCCAAGGAGACUAUAAGAGCUUUGUUCUCAGCUUGACAAGUGUCAUAGUUGCCUGAAUACUCAACUACUUAGAUUCAGGGAACUGAUCCUGCAGACUUGGCUUCAUUUUAAGAAGUAACUGAUGUCAAGGAGAAGAAUGCCCACCAUCUGCAGGUCAUGCACACAAAAUGCUGUCUUUAUAUCUUAUUCUAAUUGCUUUGGUGGUAUAUACAGGAUAUGAUGCAUACCAACAAAAAUCAGGAAAUGGAGAGGGGGGCAAUAAUUUGAGAUUAUUCAAUACUCAUAAUUCAUCUGUCCCAUCAAUGUACUAAAUGUCAUUAAAACAAACUGGAAAUCUGUGUCUGCUAAAUCAUUAGUUCUUCAGAGAGUGUUGAUUACAGCAACACAUUGGAAGCUUUUUAACUUCAUCAUAAUUAAAAUACCUCCAGAAUUUGGAAACUGUCAGUGACUUGAGAGUUUUAUUAUUGUUGAAGGACUCGGUAUCUUCUGAACUCUUAUAUUUUAGAUGGAGGACCAUAUGGAAAAGGUUCUUUUACAAGACUGCUCCAAAACUUUAUGCGAAGAGAACUGAAAUAACCAGAAUGAGAAUAAUCCCAAAUGUCAGUUAUGGAUUCAGUUUCAGUAGUAAUGAACUUCUAAUGUACAUUUCUUUGGAAAUGUUUGUGAAUGAGCUUGUAAUUAUUUUUUCAAAACCAGUCAAAGAUGGAACAAAUAAGAUUUCCCCCUCCCCCAAAUCAGAUUUCUCAAGCCAUGCAGGGGGGAGCCCCAGGAGAGGGGGAGUGUUUUCUGGAAACAAGACUUUUGUGAUGGCAAAUCUCAUUUCUAUGGUGCUAUUCUAUGAACCUUUUAAAAAUCCCCAUAACCCAGAUGUUCUAGAACUUUGAGCCAACAACUUGCAGAUCAUGAAUGUCUCACUAUGCCUGGCUGCAUUUUAAGAAAACAGACUUUCUAAGCGUGUGAAAAGGAGAAUUGGAACAGCAGCCCAAGCCCUGUGGAACAACUACUACUAUUGCCUUAGAAUACUUGCACAUGGUCAUACAGAUCUUCCUGUAGAUAUACAUCUGAUUUGAUAAAGAACUUGACAACCUGAACAUUUUAAAUGUGUGUCCAGAGAAGUGACCCUCAAGUGAAUUCUCAUCUGCAGAAAUAGAUCAUCAUUUGUAAAUACAGUGGACUUGUUAUGAUGUAGAAAUAUGUUACUUCUAGAAUCAACUCUUGUAUGUGCUUUAGGCCAUACAUGGCUUUAGUCACAAUCUAUAUGCAUCAUGUAAGUAUGUAUGAAUGAGUGCUUUAAGAGAGUGAGAAAUGUUGUGUAUGAACAGACAGGUAAUUUGUACUUCAUGUGCCAAGUUAUACCAGAAUCCAGAUUGACUGUAGCAACAUUCUUUAAUAAACAGGACUUCAAUAAAGAACCAAGAACUAAUGACAUUUUAUGUCCCCAUUUCAAAUAAAUAUUUUGAUAUCAUUUGAAGUUGGUUGCUACUCAGCUUAGUUUUUUCCCCUUAUCAUGAUCAUACACUGGCAUUAAUAAAUGUGUUUUGUUUUUUAAAAAAGAUAAAAUA